Molecule: messenger RNA, 1158 nt
Organism: Anopheles maculipalpis
Lineage: Eukaryota; Metazoa; Arthropoda; Insecta; Diptera; Culicidae
Product: decapping nuclease DXO homolog
Exons: 1
Coding region: 1-1158 (385 amino acids)
Biological process (GO): nuclear-transcribed mRNA catabolic process; NAD-cap decapping
Cellular component (GO): cytosol; nucleus
Molecular function (GO): mRNA 5'-diphosphatase activity
Source: RefSeq, a predicted model, not a curated record
AUGUACACCAUAACGACCAUCGAUCCCGAUCCGAGACAUCCUGCACGUCAAUCGAAACCCUUCCCCACAAUAACGAAACCUUGCUUGGUUGGAUUCUUCAGUCUUAACCACGAUCGAACGUAUGAUCCAUCGGCCGGCCAGCUUAAGUACCUGACCCUACCACCAGAACCGCGGACCGAACUGCAUCUCGAUCUGAAUGAAGGUUUUGAAACUCAUCACCCGAAACCGAGCAGUACAAAGGAGGAAAAGAUCGACAUGCUGCUUACCUACAUACGAAAAACGGACCCCAAAGAGCUGUGGACCUCAACGGAAAAUGGGCACCGUAGAUUGAAGCACGAUUUUGUAUGCUUUCGAGGAUUGCUCCGGUUAAUUUGCUGCACGCCGUACGAUUGGAAAACACCCUGGAUUGUGCAGGCGAUACGAUACCGGGGCACUAUUUACCUGUGUGAAAAGCCAACCCCGGACAAGCUGGCAUCGGAACGGAAUGAAACGGAACAACAAAAACGGUUCUGUUACUAUGGGUUUAAGUUUGAACAGUACAUACUUACGGCACAACCAAACGUUCCACCCGACACAUCGGCGCCGGUAAUGCUUGGUGAGGAGUUUUGCUCCAUGUUCGCUACAACGCUCGUUGGCCAGCGAUUGCUUUACGGUGCGGAAAUGGAUGGAAUCGUUUCGAACAAACCAAUCGCAUGGGAACGGCUCCAGGUGGAGGAACUGCGCCACUGUGAGUUUGUUGAGGUGAAAGUAAAGCGCAAGGAGUUGACCCAACGACAGGUGGACAAUUUCUAUCGGUACAAGACGAAGAAUUGGUGGUGCCAAAGCUUUCUGGUGAACGUACAACGGCUUGUGGUGGGUUUGCGGGACGAUGAAGGGAUUGUGCGUGAAAUAACGGACAUGAAGCUGGAUGACAUUCGACGGGAAUCUCGUCCCUUUUGGUCUCCAGCGAUCUGUAUGAACUUUUGUUCAGAUUUUCUAUCAGAAGUGGUACGGGUGAUGGGUGAGACGGAUAACUGUAAGAGAGUUUAUCAGUUUGAGUAUGAUUCGAGAGAAAGUAGACGGGUUCGGUAUCGUGUACUGGAGGAGAAUGACCACCGGGAGGCGUUUCUUCCGGAAUGGUACACGCGGUACGUUGAAGAAAUGCAACCGAAACUGUAG